Molecule: messenger RNA, 3632 nt
Organism: Phalaenopsis equestris
Lineage: Eukaryota; Viridiplantae; Streptophyta; Magnoliopsida; Asparagales; Orchidaceae
Product: chaperone protein ClpB3, chloroplastic-like
Exons: 11
Biological process (GO): cellular response to heat; protein refolding
Cellular component (GO): cytoplasm
Molecular function (GO): ATP binding; ATP hydrolysis activity
Source: RefSeq, a predicted model, not a curated record
AUCGGUGACUAAGAGCUUUUUUGACAGCACCAUACUCGACCACUCUCCACAAGCUUCGCGCACUUUCUUCCCUUCACCUUUUGUGGCUAAAACUACCGCUGCAACUCUCCCAAUCCCGGCAUUUCACAGGGCUUCCUCGCCGGAAAGAGACCAAUAAGUCGCCGUCCUCGCUUCAACCGAUGGCGUACGCGCUCCAUUCUCACUAUCUCUGUCUACCCCCACCUCUGCCGAGGAGCCUCCGUCGAAUUACCUUUUCUUCUGCCAUCCCAAUGUCGGCUAAGUCGAUGAAAACCCUAAAUCCACUGAACUCGGCGGAAACCCUAGGGAAAUCCGGUUUCUUUGUAGUGAAAAGGGCGGGGAGGUUCUCUACUGGCCGCAAUAGGCAGCAAGGUGUGCGAUGCGAUGCCACUUCGAAAGAUGGGAGGAUUACUCAGCAAGAGUUUACGGAGAUGGCCUGGCAGGGGAUUGUUUCAUCGCCGGAGGUUGCGAAAGAGAGUAAGCAUCAAAUUGUGGAGACAGAGCAUUUGAUGAAAGCGUUGUUGGAGCAGAAGAAUGGUUUAGCUCGCCGGAUUUUCUCCAAGGCUGGUGUUGAUAACACUCGCCUUCUUGAAGCUACGGAUAGUUACAUUCAGAGGCAACCAAAGGUUCUUGGUGAGUCUGCUGGUUCUAUGCUAGGAAGAGACUUAGAAUCUUUAAUUCAAAGAGCUAGGGAGUUCAAGAAAGAAUAUGGAGACUCCUUUGUGUCUGUUGAGCAUUUAGUGCUUGGCUUUGUAGAAGACAAAAGAUUUGGGAAACAACUCUUUAAGGACUUCAGAGUUUCUCUCCAAAUGCUGAAAUCUGCCAUUCAAUCUAUAAGAGGACGUCAAACUGUUAUUGACCAAGACCCCGAGGGUAAAUACGAAGCCUUGGAGAAAUAUGGUAAGGAUUUGACAGCCAUGGCACGCGAAGGGAAGCUUGAUCCAGUUAUUGGGAGGGAUGAUGAGAUAAGGAGAUGCAUACAGAUAUUGUCUAGAAGGACUAAGAACAAUCCUGUAUUAAUCGGCGAACCUGGUGUAGGAGCCACCCCUGCCAUAUCUGAAGGGCUUGCCCAGAGAAUAGUUGAAGGAGACGUACCCCAAGCUUUGAUGAACCGCAGGUUGAUAUCUCUUGAUAUGGGUGCUCUAAUAGCUGGGGCAAAGUUCCGAGGUGAGUUUGAAGAUAGACUGAAAGCUGUCUUGAAGGAAGUGACGGACUCAGAUGGACAAACAAUCCUUUUCAUUGAUGAGAUCCAUACUGUUGUUGGAGCAGGUGCCACAAAUGGCGCCAUGGAUGCUGGAAACCUAUUGAAGCCAAUGUUAGGCCGUGGCGAGUUGCGUUGUAUUGGUGCAACUACCCUUGAUGAAUACCGCAAAUAUAUUGAGAAGGACCCAGCUUUGGAACGCCGCUUCCAACAAGUUUAUGUUGAUCAGCCUACGGUUGAAGACACGAUCUCCAUACUCCGUGGACUGCGCGAAAGGUAUGAGCUCCAUCAUGGAGUUCGCAUCAAUGAUAGUGCACUGGUGGAUGCUGCCAUUCUUUCAGAUCGUUAUAUCAGUGGUCGGUUCUUGCCUGAUAAAGCUAUUGAUUUAGUUGAUGAGGCAGCUGCCAAGUUAAAAAUGGAAAUCACAUCCAAGCCAACUGCUUUGGAUGAGAUCAAUCGUUCAGUAAUUAAAUUAGAGAUGGAGCGUCUCUCUCUAACUAAUGAUACAGACAAAGCUUCAAAAGAGAGACUGGCUCGUCUUGAUGCUGAGCUUUCGCUCUUGAAAAAGAGGCAGGCUGAGCUUACCGAACAGUGGGAGCACGAGAAAUCAGUGAUGACACGUAUUCAAUCCAUCAAGGAAGAGAUCGAUAGGGUGAACAUAGAAAUUCAAGAGGCAGAGCGCGACAAUGACUAAAAUCGUGCAGCCGAAUUGAAAUAUGGAAGCCUGAAUAGUUUGCAGCGUCAACUUCAGGAAACUGAAAAGGAAUUAAAUGAAUAUCAGAGUUCAGGGAAAUCAAUGCUCAGGGAAGAGGUUACUGGCAACGACAUCGCGGAAAUAGUCCGUAAAUGGACAGGCAUUCCGGUUUCCAAAUUGCAGCAGUCCGAAAGAGAAAAGCUCCUUCAUUUGGAGGAAGAACUACACAAACGUGUUGUCGGUCAAGAUCCCGCUGUUCAAGCGGUUGCAGAAGCUAUUCAAAGAUCGAGAGCUGGUCUUUCUGAUCCUCACCGUCCAAUUGCGAGCUUCAUGUUCAUGGGCCCCACCGGAGUCGGGAAGACAGAACUUGCUAAAGCUCUCGCUUCGUACAUGUUCAACACUGAAGAAGCUCUCGUGAGAAUCGACAUGAGUGAGUACAUGGAAAAGCAUGCAGUUUCUCGUUUGAUUGGAGCGCCGCCGGGCUAUGUUGGAUACGAAGAAGGCGGGCAGCUGAUGGAAACUGUUAGAAGGAGGCCUUAUGCCGUCAUAUUGUUCGAUGAGAUUGAGAAGGCCCAUUUUGAUGUGUUCAAUGUCUUUCUUCAGAUACUCGACGAUGGUAGGGUGACUGAUUCACAGGGACGAAGAGUGAGCUUCACAAAUACGGUGAUUAUAAUGACGUCAAAUGUGGGCUCACAAUACAUAUUAAAUGUGAAUGACGAAAUAGGUUCAGGUGUUUCUGCUUACGAGUCUAUUAAGCAGAGAGUCAUGGAGGCAGCCCGUGCCAUUUUUCGUCCGGAGUUCAUGAAUCGUGUUGAUGAGUAUAUUGUUUUCCAGCCUUUGGAUCAACAACAAAUUAAUAGCAUUGUGAGGUUGCAGUUGGAACGAGUCCAGAGUCGACUGGCUGAUCGAAAAAUCAAGAUUCAAGUCACCGAUGCAGCGGUUAUUCUGCUAGGUAGGCUCGGAUAUGACCCUAAUUAUGGUGCCAGGCCAGUGAAGCGUGUGAUCCAGCAGAAUGUGGAGAAUGAACUGGCUAAGGGUAUCCUCAGAGGAGACUUCAGAGAUGAAGAAAUUAUAGAAGUUGACACAGAGCUCACUGCCUUCUCUAAUGGCCAACUUCCCCAGCAAAAGCUGGUUUUCAGAUGCCUGGAAGCAGGUUCUUCGUCAGAUAAGCAACAAUCGACUGAGACCCAAGAGGCUGUAUUACCAAAUCCCGAUCUUAACCCUAGCCGCGGCGGCGAUCUCUAUCGCCCUUAUGCCUGGAUCUGCUACCCUCCUUGUCCGCUCAUUCGCCGCCGACCGCUCGCCCUCGGAUUCUCUCCUCGCCUUCGAAACUCUGGAUCCCCCCAGGCGAGGCUUUUGUUGUCUUCCCUUCUCCAAUACAGGGAAGAGUUUGCCCUCCAGAGAAAUAGACAAAACAUGGGACGCAGAUAUAUUGAGGUCUUCCAGUCCAAGAAACAGGAAUAUUACCAUGCCAUAGCCGACGAGGUUAACAAUGGUGGCUCAUUUGAUGGCGAACAUCGGAGCGGCUCGCCAGCACCCCGUUUGAAGAAGACUUAUGAUGACAAGAUGGAUUAUACUGAGGUUCUCAAGCUUUGCGGGCUUCCCUACUCUGCAACGGAGACGGAUAUUCUCGACUUCUUUCGAGAUUAUGAGGUGAAAGAGGGUUUCCCUUCAGCUCGAUUAGUCGUCUCUUCUGUGUUGCCCUCAUUGAAGCACUGA